Molecule: messenger RNA, 1836 nt
Organism: Corticium candelabrum
Lineage: Eukaryota; Metazoa; Porifera; Homoscleromorpha; Homosclerophorida; Plakinidae
Exons: 5
Coding region: 85-1836 (583 amino acids)
Biological process (GO): multicellular organism development; protein phosphorylation; cell surface receptor protein tyrosine kinase signaling pathway
Cellular component (GO): plasma membrane; signaling receptor complex
Molecular function (GO): G protein-coupled receptor activity; ATP binding; transmembrane receptor protein tyrosine kinase activity
Source: RefSeq, a predicted model, not a curated record
CUUGUAGUCGUCGCAAUUGCUUAGUAGGACAGUUUUAGUUCACGAACACAACUGAUUAGCCACUUGCUUUGUCGUUACACCGUGAUGAAAGAAAGUGGGCGUGACUCUGUUACUAACGAUUGGUACGAGCCUUCUGGAGAUGUUUUGGCCAGCGAUUUCUUUCAUGCGACUGUUUGGAUGUUACUUGCGAUUGGAAUUAUUGGCAACAUAUUGGUUGUGGUGUGGAGAUUUACACAGAAAAGAGAUCAGAGAUCGUCUCCUCUCUCAAUCCUCAUCAUCAUGCUAGCAGUUUCAGACUUCUUCUAUUGUGUUCACUUGCUUCUUCUCGAGAGUCUAGUGACUGAAUCACAUCUAAGACCACAGAGGCAUUAUUUUUGGCAGAAAAUGAGUUUUGCAUGCAUCACAAGCUCUGUUCUGUCUUGGUUCUUUUGUCCCACAGCUCAAUGGGCAAUUUUUAAUAUAGCAGUUUACUCGUUUCAAGCAAUGAGCGAGUUCUGUUCUCGUUGUUGUUGCUGUUCACUAGUUCGCAAGCGAAAUCUGGUCAUUAUAAUCAUUUUCCAAGUUAGUUUCAGUGUUGCUAGUAUGUUUCCCAUGAUUAUAGUUCGGUAUACUAUUGAUUAUCCGAUUUUGUUUCCUUCAUAUGAGUAUGACCGUUCUAACUACAGCUGGAUAAACUUAACACGAAGUGCACAAAUUACCGAAAUCUUUGGACGUUGUGCUUUAGUUCAGUCAUGUGGUUUUGGUAUUUGCAUCAAUAGUACCAGAUUUUCAGUCUCACAUCUAAGUCACACCACUGCAAUAAACGAAAGUACCUUCUGUGGUACCAGUACAAAUUUAGACUCCGAGAACGUUUUGGGAGCAGCUGUAGCAUCUUUAUGUACUGUUCUUACAUUGCUAUCUGUUGUCCUCUAUUUGAUGGCAUGGCAGUGCCUCACGGUUGACCGAGCCAGAAUAUCUGAAAUACUCGAAUUUCAAUGGCGGUUGAGAGUAAUUGUUUUCUUAAACACUCUAUGUUGGAUUGUCUCAACUGCAUUUCAUUGGACAGGAAUAUUUGGCGUGUCACCAAAUGGCUCUAGUAAUGCUCGGUUGGUAAACAAUUUUACUGCAGCAAAUGUUCUUCUCAUCUCAACUAGACCAGCAGUUAAUCCUCUCAUCUACACUCUCACAGGAAAGAACUUUUGUAAACGAAUAAAAUGCGACAUAUCUGUAGGACGAAGCAAUUCCAACUACCAUGGCGAUCGCACUCUAGGAGUUGAACGUUUCAGCUGUAUUCCAUGUGCCAAAUGUGUUCACCGCUAUGAAGACAAUGAUCCAGAUGAGCAGAGCAGUCUCAUGACGUCUAUCAAUGAUUCAAGCCAAGAUUCUGUUAAUUUUGGAACUUUUGAUCGUGACAUCGACGUUCCUGCUCACAGAAUCUUUCGACGCGAGGAUUUGAUAUAUGAUCCAAGACACGCCUUGAUUGAUAUAGGAGGGUUUGCUGAUGUAUACAAAGCAGUCUUACAAGGAAAUACUACGGUUGCAUUUAAGAAAGCAAACAUUAGAGGAUCUCAUUUGACAAACACACGGAUGAAAGAAAUUAUGAAGGAAUAUUCUGUUUUGCUUGCCAUUCCUACUCAUAAACACAUUGUCCAAAUCAUUGGCAUCUGCACCGAUUCUCGUCACUUUGGUAUCAUUUUAGAGUAUAUUGAUGGCGGAGAUCUUUCCACCCUGCUUUCUCACACAUCUGACUCUUACAUGGACAAUUGGAAGAACAAGCUGGAUAUGACUUGUCAAAUAGCUGACGGCAUGAAACAUCUUCAUAGUCUUCACCCACCAGUCAUUCAUCGUGAUCUCUAA